Messenger RNA from Pectinophora gossypiella (pink bollworm), 615 nucleotides. RefSeq lists its product as uncharacterized. The coding region runs from base 30 to 527 and encodes 165 amino acids. Lineage: Eukaryota; Metazoa; Arthropoda; Insecta; Lepidoptera; Gelechiidae. The record is from RefSeq and is a predicted model, not a curated record. The transcript has 4 exons.
UCGACAUACAACAUUUUGUUGAAUUCAUCAUGGGUAUUGGCGUGCCAGUCAAGACUGUAGACGACAUCAGCUUAGGGUUUGCAAUAAACCUGCAGUAUCAGUACGCUGAGAUCACAAAUAUCAGUGAUUUGUCACAAUACUACUUCAUCAAGGAGGUGUCGAGGGAACAGAGAGACUUGGAUCUGGAAUGCCGAAGAGAUGAGCGCCUUGUGUUCUAUAGGGCUGUCACUAAUUUGUUGGAGACGUACGGCAUGAACGGUCAAGACUGUAUUAAGCGAGCAAUUUGUGAAGCUGCUCAGUACCCGGUUGAAGAGGAAGGACUUGUCGGGGAAAUUAUCCAGAUAUUGCUGACACCAGACUACGGAAGAUCUCCAUUCGAGAAGGACCCAGAUUGGGAGAAGAGUAUGGGCUUCUUUCAUGAUGCAGCCGUGGCUGGAAGACAGAUGUUUAACUGUCCUUCUGUAUACAGCGGCUGUCCUGAAGGGCAGGGAUUCUUUGAGCUGAUUAGCAUGCUAAAAGAUGAAUAAUGAUGAAGAGACACAAGUAAUACGGUGAAGGAUUGUACAAUAGUAUUACUGUUAAAGAUGGUGAAUUUAUCUUCAGAAAAGCAGUAAU